AUGCUCCCUUUAUGCAAGGAGACCAAGGAGGCAGGAAUCUGCCCCAUUUGCCAGGAGUGCCUGAAGGAGGCAGUGAGCACCAACUGCGGACACCUAUUCUGUAGAGUGUGCCUGACCCAGCACGUGGAGAAGGCCUCAACCUCCGGAGCCCUUUGCUGCCCUGUCUGCCGGAAGCCCUACUCUGAAGGGGUGCUGGGGAAAGGCUAUAUCUGCCUCAGCCACCAGAAGAGGGUGCGCAUGUUUUGUGAGGAAAGGAGACUGCUUCUGUGUAUGGAAUGCCUGGUGUCCCCCGAACACAAGUCUCAUCGGGAGCUGGCCAUUGAAAAUGCCAUCAGCCACUACAAGGAACGACUCAACCGCCGGAGCAGGAAGCUCAGAAAGGACAUUGGAGAACUUCAUCGGCUCAAGGCUCAGGAGGAGGAGAAGCUGCAGGCUCUGCAGCAGCAUCUGGACCAGCUGGAGGAAAUGUCAGCAGAGGUGGUCAGAAUCCUUGACAUCUCCAGGGCAGUAGCACAGCUCAGCAGCCUGGUCACUGAUCUGGAGAGGACAGCCAAGGAGCUAGAUGCCAACACACUGAAGAAUGCCAGUGACUUACUGAUAAGGAGUGCUCCAGAGAAAUUAGAGAUUAUUUAUCCUGAGCUGGAGAAAAAAGUCAAUGAAUCACUUCUUCAGCCCUCCUCCACAGCUCUGACCUGUUCACGCCCGGGCCACCUCAUUUCAGACUCACCUCGGCCUCCUCUCUCUCCUUCCUCCAACCUGUCCAGCCCCCCGUUAGGUGUACCCAAUGCAUCUUCAGGACCGCCAUCUCCUGAACGCUUCCCCAUUUCCUCAUACCUACAGACAUCACCUAAUGCCUAA
Messenger RNA from Otolemur garnettii (small-eared galago), 858 nucleotides. RefSeq names its product tripartite motif containing 40 (gene TRIM40). Gene Ontology annotation, molecular function: zinc ion binding. Lineage: Eukaryota; Metazoa; Chordata; Mammalia; Primates; Galagidae. The transcript is spliced from 5 exons. The record is from RefSeq and is a predicted model, not a curated record. Bases 1 to 858 code for a protein of 285 amino acids.